Messenger RNA from Diaporthe citri, 1041 nucleotides. RefSeq lists its product as uncharacterized. The record is from RefSeq and is a predicted model, not a curated record. The coding region runs from base 1 to 1041 and encodes 346 amino acids. Lineage: Eukaryota; Fungi; Ascomycota; Sordariomycetes; Diaporthales; Diaporthaceae. The transcript is spliced from 2 exons.
AUGAUGCACUCCUUCGUCGGAGCCAGUCUCCCUGGUGUGCCUUCCUAUCCUGCACAGUACACCCACGAUGCGUUCCUCGAAGACCUCUCCAGGCAAAUGGCAGUAUCAGCCAGCAGGAGAUAUUCGAGGGGGUCGAACGGUGCUCACACUGGAAACACUAUGAGAGUCGCCAAACCAUCCAGCGCCAGCAACAGCCCUCGCAACUCGCUCAUGCAGCAACGUCGACGGACGAUGAUGAACGACCCGGCCUUCAUCCAACGAGCACAGCAAGUGGUUGACCAGCCGUACCUUCCCACGCCUGGUCCUGAUACUACUUGCGGCAACUGCUACUACGAGCCUGUGAAGAAGGCUCCACGGCCAGUCAGCUGGCACCCAUCAACCAUGGCGCAGACCCAACCAUAUAUGCCGCCUGUAUCAACACAACCGACCCAGUACCCCUUCCCGUCGUACUGCGAGGUGGACUGCUGUACUGCCGCACCUGCGGCGGCGCCCGCCCCCGUCCAGUUCCCACCCACACCCGCCGCCUACUCGGCAUACAGCUCCCCAGCGUCGGCCUUCUCGCCCUUGAACCUCCCGUACUCGACCUAUGAGAUGCCCCAGACGUAUUCCUCGCCUAGUUGGGACGUCUCUGCCGCAGAUGCGGCAGCCAACAUGCCGCCGUCGACUCUAGGACAGGCCCAGUACUCCUUCACGCCUGGACCCUCCUCCUCGCAGCCCAGGGCUCCCCCUACGCCCGAGGACCCGCCCAAGUCCCAGCAGCCAGAGCCAGCCCUCCAGGGUGAUGAUGAGUCCAUCCCGUUCCAAUCGCUGGACGAGAACGACGAGGAAGAGGAAGGAGACAUCCUCAUUGGCUUGGGGCUAUACGACCCCCCAGAGAAGCUACCAUUCCACAGCGAGGGCGGUCUCCUGGGUGCAUCCUUCGACUACCAACCAACUGGAAAGGGCCUCAAGUUGGAAGAUGCCUGGGAGCCACCGGUCAGUGAUGAUGACGACGAGGAGGAAGAUGGUGAGGGCGAGGCCGAAACAGCCGACGACGACUAG